This is a messenger RNA of Chlamydomonas reinhardtii, 3600 nucleotides long. RefSeq lists its product as uncharacterized. Gene Ontology annotation, biological process: transmembrane transport; xanthine transport. Gene Ontology annotation, cellular component: membrane. Gene Ontology annotation, molecular function: xanthine transmembrane transporter activity. The coding region runs from base 363 to 2342 and encodes 659 amino acids. The record is from RefSeq and is a predicted model, not a curated record. The transcript has 9 exons. Lineage: Eukaryota; Viridiplantae; Chlorophyta; Chlorophyceae; Chlamydomonadales; Chlamydomonadaceae.
CCUAGGGCCCAAGAGUAACGCACUAAUGCACACUUGGCAUAAAGCAUAGGCGCUGAAACAUGGUUCACACUUAAAUACUUAACUUAGCACUUUCCAACGGGGGCGCGAAACCCUAGCGGGUUGUGUCAGGUUGAGUCGUGAUUCAACCCGCGCAUUAUCUAAGUCAACCAGGACGUGCUAAGCGUUCUGCGUUAAGGGAUGCAUAUGCUGUCUUACUGUGCGCGCGCGCGGGACGAGACGCAUAAUCGCAUUCCUCCAGUACGUACCAUUCGUUUCAGUGAAACCGCACGUAAUACUUGUGCACCCACGCCUUGCGCAAACACACAACCGCAAGCGAGAUACGUACGCGUGCACUCAUCAAAAUGGUGGCGGACAACGAUCACGUCGAGCCGGCUGAGUGCUCGACAGCAGCAGGUUGGAAGUCCCGAAUGGCUGCACCCUUCCACACCGACCGGUCCGUGAAGGAGUUCUUGGUCGGGACCUAUGACAUGAAGUACCUGUGCAUGCCGUCGUUCCCAUAUUUCAAGAAGUCCUCAGGCGUUGCACCACCGAGGUUUUUCGGCAAGGACGAUUUCCUAGGCCUCAUUGUGGCCCUGGUCAUGGGCCUGCAGCACGCGCUGGCCAUGGUGGGAGGCCUCAUCACGCCGCCGCUGCUCAUCUCCAACCUUGGCUUUGGCACACGCCCCGGCACCAGCCCACCCGUGCCCUACUCGUCCGGCAACCCUGCCGAGACCCAGCGCUACCUCGUCCAGGCGUCGCUCAUUGUCACGGGCAUCAUGACCUUUUUCCAAGUGCUUGGCGUGCGCAUCUGGAAAACCGACUUCCAGUUCGGGGCCGGCAUCCUGUCCUGCAUGGGCGUGUCCUUCACCACCGUGCCCAUCGCCACCUCCGUCAUUGGACAGCUCAUGAAGGAGAAGGGCCACACCUUUGAGGAGGCGUACGGCAUGUUCCUCGGCACCAUCGUUAUGUGCGCUAUCAUCCCCGUCAUCCUGUCCUUCUUCCCCAUCCGCAUCAUCAAGAAAAUCUUCCCGCCCAUCGUGUGCGGCAUCACCAUCAUGAUGAUUGGCGUGCACCUGAUCGGCGCUGGCUUCAAGAACUGGGGCGGUGGCGCUUUCUGCGCCGACAACUGGCAGCACCCGCCCGCCCCCACGACCUGCUUCCUGCCCGCCAAGUACCCCAACGGCACCAGUUACUUGCAGCAAUCGACUGUGUGCUGGGUGGGACCCGGCAUCAAGUGCGGCGACGCCACCAAGACCGAGGUGUUCCUCCCCUUCGGCUCUCAGGAGUACCUCGGCCUGGGCUUCCUGGUGUUCGUCACCAUCAUCUUCUUGGAGAUCUUCGGCAGCCCCUUCAUGCGCAACGCCUCUGUCAUUCUGGCGCUGCUGUUCGGCUACCUCAUCGCCGCUGUCACCACCUACCAGGGCAAGAAGUACGUGAUCACCACCAAAAUUGACCAGGCGCCCGGCAUCACCUUCCUGUGGACCACCACCUUCCCGCUAGGUUUCUAUUCACCUGCCAUUAUUCCGCUCAUGAUUGUGUUCAUUAUCACUUCCAUUGAGACCGUGGGCGACACUGCCGCAACGAUGGAAGCCUCUCGCAUGCUUGUCAACACCGAGGACGGCACGCGGCGCAUUAAGGGCGCGCUCCUGAACGACGGCAUCAGCGGCAUCUUCUCCGCCCUGGCCACCUCGCUGCCCCUGACCACGUUCGCUCAGAACAACGGCGUCAUUUCUCUGACCAAUGUGGCCGCUCGUCAGGCCGGCUUUGCUGCUGCGUUCUGGCUGUUCCUGCUGGGUGUCCUGGGCAAGGUGGGCGCCUGGAUCACCACCAUCCCGGAGUGUGUGCUGGGCGGCAUGACCACUUUCCUGUUCGCCAACGUCAUUGCCUCGGGCAUUAAGAUUAUCAUCAACGGUGAUCCCCUCACGCGCCGCUCGCGCUUCAUCCUGGCGUGCUCAUUGGCGCUGGCGUUUGGCGUGGAGCUGGUCCCGCAGUGGGCCACGCUCAACCUGUGGCCCGUCACGCCCGGCAUGUCGCCCGGCCUGCGCGGCCUGCGUGACGCCAUCAUCCUGGUCAUCUCCACCUCCUUCACCCUGGGCGCGGUGGUGGCGCUCAUCCUCAACCUCAUCAUCCCAAAGGACACGUCCACCGCCACAUGCACCAACAACAGCCUGCAUGUCCCCGAGCUGGAGGGCAAAAUGAUGGCUGCUGACAAGAGCGGCAAGGACUCAUCAACCUCCUCCAAAGAUGAGCUGUCGUCAAACGAGGAUGCAGGGCACGGCAUGGUGCCUCCACGUCAGGAAACAGUGGCGAUGGUUGCAGCCGACGCAAGCUGCAAGGUAUGAAGCCACCAGAAAUGCGCAUGGAAAGCGGAGCGACGGAGCAUGUCGACAGUUUGACAUGCCAAUGCACUGAAAGGAAUUCGUGACUCUUGUUUGUAAUUGACUAAGAAAGAUGCAUGUGCAGUAUGGCAGCGUGAUUAGCUGUACAAUAUGAUGAGUCAUGCCAUCCAUGUCCCUCAAGGACGGCUUACCAUUGAACGCCCGCCGUCAGCAGAAGCGGCGAUGGAAGUGGCAAGCUUUCCCUCAAAUUCAACGUCUGGCGCACCGCAGACGGGUGGAAGAGUAGGGUGGUCGUUGUUUGUGGGGUCUGCGGGCGCCAUGCCAUGCGCGCAUGCACCCACCAUGCGGCAUGCAAGUUGCAUUCCCGUUAAUUUGGUCAGGUAACGUGUAGGGGGGGGGGGGGGGGUGGAUUAACUUUGGGGGUUCUGCCAGGCGGCUUUCCCCUCUGCAAGCUUUCCCAGCCGCAGGAUGCAACGAGUUUUAUAUGUCAACUUGUAUUGUUUGUAUUCUUGUGUAUAAUAUGCUACCCCUCUAUUUGCUUCGCGAUGUUGGAUGCUCGAUGCGGCUUGAUGCAUGCAAAGAUGCAAUCUGCUCUGGAUGAGAACGUACGGUAUGUGUUGCGGCUAGCCUAGGCGUAAGCAGCUGCGGAAUCAAAGGGUUGGGUGGCACGGUUGUAAGCCUAUUCCGUACAGUGUGUGUGGGUUUGUACCGUAUGGAUGUCGGGCGGCAUGAGGCAGGUGCUGUGCAUUUCCCCUUCCGUCUCCUUUGUGACCACUGUCUCAGAAAGAGUGUCAGCCACUACCGUACUUGGAGAGCGUGUUCGUGAGCCGUGCUGUGCGGGCAGUGCUGUUGCGCAAACACUGGUGCGGUAAACCCAGACACCUGCCUAUAUGCAUGCCGUCACACGUCCGCCUACUGCGUGGGACGCACUGCUCGCCGCCCUUUGAGACGCCGGCGCGUGACCAGUGCCAAGAGCCCGCGCGCGCACCCUGUGCAGUGGUGCAGGCCCCUACUUCUGGAUGUGGCGCACUGGUGGCACUCGUAUGUGGUUAUGCCCGAGCGGCGGCGCCAGGGUGGCUGAAGAGUGAAGCUGUGAAGGAGACCAGCCCCGACCGUGUGUGCGCUGCUGGCUGGGCUGGCUGCUGACAUGCUUUGGACAGGAUAUUGCGGUCCGUACGCAACACAGCGUUGCCACUUGCAUCCCCAGCGGCGCCAGCAAUGACACGCGCUGAACACGCGGUUGGGAGGACCACAUAAAGCA